Messenger RNA from Chlorella variabilis, 831 nucleotides. RefSeq lists its product as hypothetical. Gene Ontology annotation, biological process: translation. Lineage: Eukaryota; Viridiplantae; Chlorophyta; Trebouxiophyceae; Chlorellales; Chlorellaceae. The coding region runs from base 1 to 831 and encodes 276 amino acids. Gene Ontology annotation, cellular component: large ribosomal subunit. The transcript has 6 exons. The record is from RefSeq and is a predicted model, not a curated record. Gene Ontology annotation, molecular function: RNA binding; structural constituent of ribosome.
AUGGAGCCCAGCAGCCAGGCAACUGCAGCAGAUGCGGCGGCAGCGGCACCCGCUUGGGCUUCCCACUCUGGCGUCAAGACGCUCGACGGGCUGCCCAUGCCCAGCUGGAUAGUGGCGACGCCCAAGCCGAAGCGGGCGCCGGUGGGGCUGCAGGAGGCGACCCGGGAGGUGCAGUCGCUGGCGCGAGCCAACUUUGAUGAGAGUGUGGAGCUGGCCAUCAAGCUGGGCAUUGACCCUCGGCGGGGCGACCAGAUGGUGCGCGGCGCGGCCACGCUGCCACACGGCACCGGCAAGUCGGUGCGGGUGUGCGUGUUUGCAAAGGGCGAUGCGGCGCAGCAGGCGCAGGACGCAGGGGCGGAGGUGGUGGGGGACGAGGACCUGGUUGCUCGCAUCCUCGAGUCUGGCGGCGGCGGCCUGCAGUUUGACAAGUGCAUCGCCACCCCCGACAUGAUGCCCAGGCUGAGCAAGGUGGCUCGCAUCCUGGGCCCCCGCGGCCUGAUGCCCAACCCCAAGAUGGGCACAGUCACCGACAACGUCGCCGCCGCCGUCAAAACGAUGAAGCAGGGCCGGGUGGAAUUUAGGGCGGACAAGGGCGGCGUGGUGCACGCGGGGCUGGGCAAGUGCAGCUUCGCGGCGGAGGCGCUGCACAACAACGUGGGCGCCUUUGCGGCGGCCAUCCUGGCGGCGCGGCCCAAGGGCGUCAAGGGCGGCGCGGCCAGCGGCUACAUGAUAACCGCCGCGCUCAGCAGCAGCAUGGGCCCGGGCAUACCGCUCAACGUGGCCAGCCUGGUGGCUGCGGCGCAGGCCACCAAGGCCAAGAUGGAGGGCUAG